This is a messenger RNA of Achroia grisella, 4718 nucleotides long. RefSeq lists its product as uncharacterized. Bases 1 to 4545 code for a protein of 1514 amino acids. Gene Ontology annotation, cellular component: postsynaptic membrane; plasma membrane. Gene Ontology annotation, biological process: synaptic transmission, glutamatergic; ionotropic glutamate receptor signaling pathway; modulation of chemical synaptic transmission. The transcript has 14 exons. The record is from RefSeq and is a predicted model, not a curated record. Lineage: Eukaryota; Metazoa; Arthropoda; Insecta; Lepidoptera; Pyralidae. Gene Ontology annotation, molecular function: transmitter-gated monoatomic ion channel activity involved in regulation of postsynaptic membrane potential; NMDA glutamate receptor activity.
AUGCGCAGGUGCGCGUGGUCGGUGUGCGUGGCGUGGUACGCGUGCGCGGCGUGGUGUGCGUAUGCUGUGUUCGCCGCGACAGCCGGGGGCCGCGAGCUGCGCGUGCUGCAGGCGGACGCGCGCGCCACGUUCUUCGUGGGCAUCGCCGCGCCGCCCUCGGCCGCCGCCGUCGUGCGCGCCUUCAACCAGUCGCUGGCAGAGAUAUCGCACACGUACCUCGCUGGCGACAACCCACUUCAUCUGCGAAACAUCACGCUACUGCCUCUAUACAUCGAGCUACCAGAAGAUGAAAGGUUCAGCGCGCGGUUAUUGGAGCAAACUUGCGCUGCGGUUGGCGGGCGGCGCGUGGCGGUUUUGUUGGUCUGCGGUGGCGGCGACGCGGCAUCCGCUGUUGUGUCUGCGGCGAUCCGCGCCGGCGUCCCUGUUCUACGCGCUUCGCCUUCCCACUUACAUCUCUCCUAUACCAUCGCUAAUGAAAUGCUUCCUUUGGAAAUCCGACUUGAAAUUACUGCAAGAGAAACGUUACAUGCUCUCAGGGCUACCCUUUUGCAUACACAUUGGCAUUCUUUUACUUUACUUGCCGUGGAAGAUAUCUAUUCAACGUUCUCUCUAAGAAAAGAUCUGUCUUCAAUUCUCACAGCUCAACCACUUAAUCCGAAAUGGCUUUCUCUCCCCACAAAAUACUCCCGCCACGCUCUUUUCAGGCGACUUGCUGAGGUUUCAAGGUUAACACGAGGAGUUGUUGUCUUGAUAUGUGACAUUAAUUACGCUAAGCAUGUUAUGGAUGAGGCCAAGCGUCUGAAUAUGCUUGAUGGGCAUUUUUUCUGGUUAUGGAUCGAUGCUUCUACAGAGUUUGAUGUCUUCCAUAAUAUUGGCAAUAGAACACAAUACACCGAUAGUAAUUAUCAAGACUAUGAAAGUUUUAUAGAAAAGAGUACAACAUUGCGACAGGAAAAAAACAGCGACCGUUAUAAAAGAGAUGACACAGACAAUAAUUUCACAAAGGAUGUAACCACCGCAUCUAACCAAUUCGAUAAAUUCCCCAAUCAAAUAGUAAAUAAUGAUGAUGGAAUAAAUGUAAAGAAUAGUUCAAUAAAUUCAAUUUUUCGUCGUAUUAGUAGAAAUAUAAAUAAGUCGGAAGCGCACAGUGUGAACAACAAAUUAUUAAAUAUAAGUAUUAGUCAGUCAUUUGAUAUUAAUCGCAAUAUUAGUUCAGAGGGUGUUAGUAAUUAUUAUGUAAAUAACAAAGGCGUUGAAACUUCUAAAAUCGAAAAAAAAUCCAUUGAGAAGGAAAAGAUGUCCUUCCUUAAUAGAGAUAAUAGUAGGCGUACUAGUUAUAGUAAAAUGAAAAAUGAAUCUUUUAAUAAAUAUGUAAAUAGCAUAAAUGUAGGUAGUGUGAAUGGCGAUGAGAACUCGUCAGUAGGAAAACUUAUGUAUAGUGACGAUAAAAAUAGUCCACUGAAAGAUAAUAUUUUAUUCGCAAGUGAUAUUAGUGAUUUCUUAAUGAAUCCCACGGUGCAAACGUCUAUAAUGCAUAAUGUAAAAGAUAAAAUCGAAAAAAGGAAAGAUCGAAAUUUCAUAGAAGAUGUGAAAAGUUUUGAGAGUGGUCACUCCAAAGAUAAUAUUACAGAAAUUUUUAAUAGCCUUCCUGUGGGGUUAUUAGUAUUACACCCGCAGCCUAUGAAUAUUGAUCCCACAUUUAUUCGAGCGGCAGUACAAAUGGCAGUUGGCGCUUUGCGUCGAGUAUUGCGUGCAUGUGACGCUUGGUCAGCCCAGGCACAAUUUUUUAGCGAUGCAGUUGCAUCUUGUUGGGAUGAACCUAGUGACGCUGCCGCUGAUUUUUCAACAGAAUUCGUUAGAGAAACUCGAAUAGCAUCGGCAGCUGUUUUAUCAGGAGGUUCAGAAAGAUCCGAAAAAACACUUACAGCUUUUUUCGCCCUUCUAAACUUAGUACCAGGACAGGAUGGUGAAAAUACAUGGAGACAAGUUGGGAGAGUUGAAGGCCGUAAAGUUAAUCUCCAUACUAUUGUAUGGCCAGGUGGGCGUCUUGUGGCUCAUGGACAAUCAGAUGGUGCCCGUACCAUUUUUCGAAUUGUAACUGCUUUGGCUCCACCUUUCGUAAUGGAAGGAGAACUUGACGAGGACGGCCAAUGUCUUCGUGGUUUACCUUGUCACCGUCCACAAACUUCAGAUCGAGAUAAUCUUACGCUUGCCUUUAAUGAUUUAGAUAGAGACACUGAUCAAGAAACAAGCGAUUUCUUUUUCCCCACUCCAAAACCCAUGUAUUCUAAAAUGGCUACACAUUGCUGCUAUGGAUUAGCAAUGGAUCUUUUAGAAAAUAUAGCUCAAGAGUUGGAGUUUGAUUUUCAUUUGUAUAUAGUCGAAGAUGGUUUAUACGGAUCGAGAAAAUUAGUGAAACCAUUUCAGAAAUUUAAUGAAUAUAGGAGUACAACAAAUGAAUUUUUAUUAAAUCAACAAAGCUAUCGGUCUCAAUAUCGUAACGGAUAUAAAAUAUAUAGUGAAGACUAUUUAUUCGGAGAUGAAUCAGAAGAAGAUCCUGAAAAGUGGACUGGUAUCGUAGGAGAUUUAGUUUCUGGUGCUGCCCAUAUGUCGUUUGCAGCUCUAAGUGUAUCCUCAGCAAGAGCAGAAGUAAUAGAUUUUAGUCAGCCAUAUUUUUUUAGCAGUGUUUCAAUAUUAGCUGCACCGAAUCAAAGACCCGACAUACCUUUACUAGCAUUUCUAUUACCAUUUUCACCUGAAUUGUGGAUAGCCAUAUUUACAUCCCUUAAUGUAACCGCAAUAGCGGUGGCAAUUUACGAAUGGUUGUCACCCUUUGGCUUAAAUCCUUGGGGACGUCAAAGAUCAAAGAACUUCAGUAUAUCAAGUGCCCUUUGGGUGAUGUGGGGUCUCCUGUGCGGACAUUUGGUGGCGUUCAAAGCUCCAAAGAGUUGGCCUAAUAAAUUUCUUAUUAAUGUGUGGGGUGGUUUUUCUGUGAUAUUUGUCGCUAGUUACACUGCCAAUAUAGCCGCCUUAAUAGCAGGUUUAUUUUUCCAUAAUGCUGUUGAUGACUAUCAAGGACGUAGUAAUUGGCUUUCUUUACGAGUGGGAACAGCUAGAUCGUCCGUAUCAGAAUAUUAUGUUCAACGUAACAAUCCACAAUUAGCACAACAGAUGCGUCGUUAUGCUCUUCAAGAUAUUGAAGACGGCAUACAGCGGCUCAGAAAUGGAACAUUGGACCUCCUUAUAGCAGAUACACCUGUCUUAGAUUAUUAUCGUGCUACUGAUCAUGGGUGUAAAUUACAACGCGUGGGCGAUCAUGCUCUUGCUGAGGAUACAUAUGCAAUAGGCAUGGCGAAAGGAUUUCCUUUGAAGGAUAGUGUAUCUGCGGUCAUUGCUAAAUAUUCCUCAAAUGGAUACAUGGAUAUUUUAACGGAAAAAUGGUAUGGAGGACUUCCUUGUUUCAAACUCAGCCCUGAUUAUGGAAUUCAACCAAAACCACUAGGUGUGGCAGCGGUGGCGGGCGUAUUCAUUCUCCUUGGCGUGGGAAUGGUCGUUGGGUGCCUCAUAUUGAUUCUAGAACAUCUGUUUUAUAAAUAUACCCUGCCUGUUCUGCGGCACCAACCAAAAGGAACUAUAUGGAGAAGCAGAAAUAUUAUGUUCUUCAGUCAGAAACUAUACAGAUUUAUAAACUGCGUAGAGUUAGUGUCUCCACACCACGCUGCACGAGAACUAGUUAAUACAAUCCGCCAAGGACAUUUCACUUCACUAUUUCAAAAGAGUGUCAAAAGGAAGGAACAUGAACAACGCAGACGCCGUAAAAGUAAAGCUCAAUUAUAUGAAAUGAUUCAAGCUAUUAGAAGGGUGCAACAACGUGACCAUUCAUUAGGUUCUAUAAAAGAACAAGAGCCAGUAGAAACAACAGAAGCAUCAGAAGAACUUACUGAGUCAAAAUUUCUUUCACCAUCUCCGGAAAUUUUGGCACGUUCUCCAAGACAAGGUCGUUCUCCUCGACAGCUUCGUUCACCUAGAGGACGUCGGAAAAGGUGUAGCCUCGCUGGUCUUAAUGUACGAAGAUUUAGCACUGACUCAGUACUUGAUUCAGAAUCAGUGUCAGUUUCCAAUAUAUAUGAGCGAACUAGUCUUAAUAUAGGAAGAAGACUAAGUCGCGACAUCAGUUGUCUAACUAGUUCACCUCCUGAUAUUAACAGUCGUCUAAGAACACCAUCACCAAUGGUAAGAAGAGCUGAAGGCUCAUCUACAAGAUCUUACCAAGAUGUUUCUGAGAGAUCUGACAAUUAUAUAAGUAUAGAUGGACCAACAUCGAGAGCAAGUGUAGAAAUUCUUGUUUCCGAAGAAAAUGACUUGCCACCUGUACCACCAUAUCCAAGAGUACCGCCCAUGGGUGCGAGAUCAGAGUUGUCUCAAUUGUCUGAAGAAGAACUUAUAAGAUUGUGGCGAAGUUCAGAGCGAGAAGUUAGAGAAGCAUUAUUGGCAGCGUUACAAGAAAGACGCGCCAAUCUAGAUCCAAAACAAGAUCCUGGAUGAAAUACAUUUAGUGGUACAUUUUUGGAAAAAAAAUGGUCAGUAGAAUCACUUAGAAUCUCUCAUAGCUGCAAGACAAGAGAGCGAUAAGGAGUAUCGACAUGAAUAUGUGUGCAGUGGUUGAGUUAGUGCCUUUUUUAUAUUGUUUGAUGCGGACACGUCUUGCAGGCGUUAGU